AUGGGAGUGGCCCAGAACAGAGUUGAAAGAAUAACCAAGACGCAACUUGGCGCCAGCAAAUUUGGCACGCAUUGUUUUCCAAGCGACUUCAGUCUUGUGCUGUCACUGGCUGUUGCCUUAAUGAGGUUGAUGGUAUCGAAACCUCGUAUAUAUAUUAGCGCGCUUAUUUUGGGAGUCAUUGUCGUUGCAGUGGCCCUGCGCAGCUUGUCAAAGUUCUCCCAUUCCACUCUAGUCUCGAGAGGGAACAGAGGGCUAGAGUUACACGCUUUUUAUAACGUUUUCUGGAACUCAGGGACGCCACGUAUAGCGCAAGAGCAACUAUCCUGGCUCGAAUCAAGCGGAAUCAAAAUCGAUGCUCUGCACGUGUUCGCUUUCGGGACUAACCUGUCAGGGUUGGAAAGAAUCGAGAAGUGGACAAGUGCACCAGUCGUAUACGAGCAGUUGAGCCCGAUCGGGAACGAGGAAGUUACGCUUGCGGCUCUACACAGGUUCUGCACAGUUGCGGAACUGAAAGGCAAAAGUGUCUUCGUUUUAUACUUCCAUCCAAAGGGUUCGUUUCAUCCGAGCAUUCGAAAUGAAAAGUAUCGACAAGCCGUUGGGCAUUAUGUGCUGCGAAAGCCCCAGGGUUGCCUGAGCGCCAUGGCGCUUCAAUCAUGCGACGCUUGUAGUCUCCGCUUCUCAGAGUAUCCGCACGCUCAUUUUCCUGGGAAUAUGUGGUGGGCAAACUGUAGUUAUAUCUCCAUGCUGUAUGCGCCGGAUAUUCCGAGAACAGAGCUCAAGUCUGCAAAGCUUCCGGAAUAUUGCAUAGGGCUCGGUCGGUUUGCUAGUGAACACUGGAUUGGUUCGCACCCUCAACUAAGACCAUGCGACUGCUUCCCCGUCACUGAGGACGCAUUUUACUGGUAUGGGUUCUCGGGUCUCGAUGGUGUCCACCGUCUGAUGAACAGUACGAUGGACUGCAGGCGGGGGCCGCGUCCGAAUAUAAUUGAGAUUGCGCGAAAAAAAGGAUACGAUGUCGAGCUUAACCUACGCUGCCGUGAAGUUUCGGCCGCAGGCGACAGACGCGCCUAUGGCUUUGAAACUACGUCGAGCUAA
Messenger RNA from Cyanidioschyzon merolae strain 10D, 1095 nucleotides. RefSeq lists its product as hypothetical. The transcript has a single exon. The record is from RefSeq and is a predicted model, not a curated record. NCBI's taxonomy places the organism in Eukaryota, Rhodophyta, Bangiophyceae, Cyanidiales, Cyanidiaceae. Bases 1 to 1095 code for a protein of 364 amino acids.